UGUGUACUUCAUAUAUUUUAUAACAGAAGUUCUGUUUACUCUUGUGAUGAAUGGACAAAGUAGAAACAACCUUCGAAACUAUAUCCUAAAUUCACUGGUACUUUGUUUGUCGAGGUUCUGUUCUUGCUCGGAGCUACAGGAGGGAGCUGAAUACCACGUGUGAUCUUGAAGCCUCCCCCAAAGUUCGGUGGCGCGAACCUCAACCCUGCCACAAUUCACGCCACGUCUGCUCUUCAACCACCUCAUUCUAAUCUGCCAAAGUGAUAAAUAGCCUCAUAUAUAACUAUCCGUUACUAGUUAUCCACAAUUUCACUGAGAAAGACGCUCAUUUACUUAGCCCACCAUGUCUGAACGCAAAGUGCUCACAAAGUACUAUCCCCCGGACUUCGACCCGUCCGUCAUAACGCGGACACCUAAACACCUACGGGCAACGGGUCCCAAGCUCCUAACAGUCCGCCUGAUGGCUCCAUUCAGUCUAAAAUGCACAAAUUGCGGUGAAUACAUAUACAAAGGUCGCAAGUUCAACGCGCGCAAAGAAACUACAGAAGAAAAAUAUCUAAACAUCCCCAUUUAUCGCUUCUAUAUUCGCUGCACUCGGUGCAGCAGUGAAAUAACCUUCAAAACCGACCCCAAGAACAUGGACUAUACGUGCGAACGCGGUGCUAAGCGUAAUUUUGAGCCCUGGAGGGAAGCCAAGGAAAGUGAGGUCAAUGAAACAAUGGAUGAGACGCUGGAUAGGUUGGAGAGGGAGGAGGGAGACAAGGAAGAGAGGGAAGAGCGGGAUAAGAUGAUGGAGUUGGAGGAGAAAAUGCAGGAUUCGAAGCGCGAGAUGGCAGUGGCGGAUGCUUUGGAUGAGAUUCGGACGAGAAAUGCGAGGAUUGAGCGGGGGGAGAGAGGGGCUGGUGAAGAGGCGGCGUUGCUGAAGGCACAACGAGAGGCGGACGAGGAGAAACUUAGGGCUGAGAGGGAGGAUGAGGAGGCUGCGAGGAGGGCAUUUAUGACAGAUGGUGGAGAGAGGGUUAAGCGACUAGUGGAGGAUGAAGCCUCUUCAUCGGGUGGGGCGACACCGGCUGUUGAGAAGUCCGAUAUGCCACCACCUCCCUCGUUUGCUAGGGUGCGAAAACCGAAGAAACCGUUUAACGCCGGUCUUGGGAUUAAGAAGAAGCCGCCGCUGGUUUGAAGUUCGUUUAUGGUUCAUAGUACUUGCAUCUGGUCUCGAGCAUAUCUGGGCGUUUAUCACUGCGGUUGGAGCAUUGUCAUUGGAUACAUACCAAGGGAGUUAUACAAUUCAUCAAUAAAGGAUGUGAAAUUUUUGUUUUUUAAGUAUGUUCUAAGCCAGUUGGAUAUGAUGUAUGAGUAACAUUUAUAGAGAAAUUUAAAUGUAAUUUCAUCAAUACAUACAGAUAAAUAAAUACUAAAAUUAUUCCUAGGCCUCCAUAGAAUUAACCCCACAAACCCCUGACGCCACGCUGAGCAAUGAUAGACAGACCAUUGCCUGCAUUUUCCGUCCCCAGUUCAUUUCAGAGCCGUCAUUGCGUUUUACAGUAUUCGAAAUAAAAAUAAAAAACAAUAGGAGGUUGUUACUAACAAUAAACAACUGAAAGGUAAAAAAGUCGGAUCAAUGUUUUUAAAAAAUAGUACAAAGGAAGUUAGAAAUUGAUAGAAAGAGAAAUCACAA
Blastomyces dermatitidis ER-3 is the source of this 1678-nucleotide messenger RNA. RefSeq names its product mRNA splicing protein Yju2. NCBI's taxonomy places the organism in Eukaryota, Fungi, Ascomycota, Eurotiomycetes, Onygenales, Ajellomycetaceae. The transcript has a single exon. Gene Ontology annotation, cellular component: U2-type catalytic step 1 spliceosome. Gene Ontology annotation, biological process: mRNA splicing, via spliceosome. The coding region runs from base 344 to 1180 and encodes 278 amino acids. The record is from RefSeq and is a predicted model, not a curated record.